This is a messenger RNA of Lolium rigidum, 1996 nucleotides long. RefSeq names its product GTP diphosphokinase CRSH1, chloroplastic-like. The coding region runs from base 16 to 1755 and encodes 579 amino acids. The transcript has 4 exons. NCBI's taxonomy places the organism in Eukaryota, Viridiplantae, Streptophyta, Magnoliopsida, Poales, Poaceae. The record is from RefSeq and is a predicted model, not a curated record. Gene Ontology annotation, molecular function: calcium ion binding. Gene Ontology annotation, biological process: guanosine tetraphosphate metabolic process.
CCGGGCCCCACCCCCAUGGCGACCGCCGCGACCGCUGCCGCGGCGGCCGUCCCCGCCGGCCGCCACCAGCACCGGCACCGCUUGGGCCUCGGCCUGCGGCCACGCCCCAACUCGCACCGCCUGCGCCUCCUUGCCUCCGUUGCUUUCUCUUCCUCGUCCGCUCCGUCCACCUCCUCCUCGUCGUCGCUGUCCACCCCGGCGGAGGGAGGAGGGCGGCUGGUGGCGGAGCUUGUGGGCGUGUUCAACGAGCUCACGGGUAGGAUGGGGGAGGGCCUGGCGACCACCUCCUCUUCGCGCCUGCUCUUCCGCGCGCUCAAGCUGGCCCUCCCCGCCCUCCGUGACGGCGACGGCGGCCGGGCUCUCACGCGAGCGCUUGCGGUGGCCGCGACCCUCGCCGACCUCCAGAUGGAUGCUGAAGUUAUGUCAGCCGGCAUACUGAGGAAAGCGCUUGAUGCAGGAACUAUAAGCAUGCAGGAUGUAGAGGCUCAAAUUGGGAUCGGCAUAGCGGAUUUACUGCACGAGAGCUUAAGGCUUAAGGUUGCUCCUUCUAAGGUUGAUGUAUUGGAUGAUGAGAGUGCGAGCACGCUGAGAAAGUUUUUUCUUUCGUACUAUGACAUACGGGCGGUAAUUUUGGAGCUUUCUCUGAAGCUCGAUACAAUGAGACAUCUUCAGUACCUCCCCAAGCAUCUUCAGCGGAUUAAAUCUCUUGAAGUAAUGAAGAUAUAUGCUCCACUUGCUCAUGCUGUCGGUGCUGGUAAUCUGUCGCUAGAGUUAGAGGAUCUUUCAUUUAGGUACUUGUUUCCUCAGUCAUAUGACCAUGUCGAUCAAUGGUUGAGGAAUCGAGAAGCCGAGUGCAAGCUCUUGAUAAAGGCAUACAAGGCACAGUUGCUUCAGGCACUGAAAUCCGAUGAUGAGCUAAACAAAAUUGUGCAGGAUAUCUCAGUCGAAGGGAGAUACAAAAGCCGUUUCAGUACUAUGAAGAAGUUGGUAAAAGAUGGCCGGAAACCAGAAGAAGUAAAUGACAUACUUGGUCUACGGAUAAUCUUGGACCCUCGAUGCGAUGGUGGCUCGUCUGAUUGGGGCCCCAGGGCCUGUCACAGGACACAUGAAAUCAUUCGAGCUCUGUUGAAGGAAGUGCCAGGAAGGACAAAGGAUUAUGUCACACAGCCAAAAAGAAAUGGCUACCAGAGCCUGCAUGUGGCAAUCGAUGUAAGUGAACCUGGGAAGACGAGGCCGCUUAUGGAGAUACAAAUACGCACCAAGGAGAUGCACAGGAUUGCUAUUGGUGGAGAAGCGUCCCACUCUCUCUACAAGGGUGGUCUUACUGAUCCUGGAGAGGGUAAAAGACUUAAGGCUAUUAUGUUGGCCGCGGCAGAGUUAGCAGCUCUGCGCCUUCGUGACCUCCCAGCCAGUGAUCACCAGGGAGGCGAGUGCAAAAACCAGGUUUUCUGCCUUCUAGACAAAAAUGGGGACGGAAGGAUCAGUAUCGAGGAGCUCACAGAGGUGAUGGAAGAUCUCGGUGCAGAGGGUGAGGAUGCGAUGGCGCUGAUGCAUCUCCUUGAUGCAAACAGUGACGGUUCCCUCAGCUUUGAUGAAUUCGAGUCAUUCCAGAGACAGGUUGAAUUAAUGAGAAGCUUGGAGGACAGGGAUGACCACUACACAAAGAUACUGAAGGAUAAGCUGCAGACGAUUGACAGCGCAGGUCUCAUCCACUUCUACCGCAAGGAGCUGGGCGACAAACUGCUUGUGAGCUGAAAUAUACGGACCUUACAUUGAAGGAACUGAACGGAACUAAAACGGAUCGCCACCAUGUUGUAGUUUUGAGGUUGGUGUAUACUGCAUUGUGAUGUCAUUACACCAUUAAUUGAAUGUACAUACUUGCUGAUUGUAUGCAGAUGUGUAGAGAACAAGUCUGAGAAAGUUAAGGUUGUUCUCCACACUGGACCAAAAACUAGCUGUGUUGUAUAUUUCUAACUUUGUACAGAUGGUAUUGCCA